Aspergillus ibericus CBS 121593 is the source of this 652-nucleotide messenger RNA. RefSeq lists its product as uncharacterized. The record is from RefSeq and is a predicted model, not a curated record. Bases 408 to 575 code for a protein of 55 amino acids. The transcript is spliced from 2 exons. NCBI's taxonomy places the organism in Eukaryota, Fungi, Ascomycota, Eurotiomycetes, Eurotiales, Aspergillaceae.
ACCACCAGUCCCUUGAAAAUGUCAUCUUCGAGCGCCUUUCAGAGGCGUCUCCAUAUCAUUUUUCACCGCGUUUCCCUCAUCAUUUAGCGGCCUAUCGAUCCUUUAGUCCCUCGAAAUUUGAGGCUAGAGGUGCCAGCUGCUGCUGCAAUAGCACAGCAACAGCAACAGCAACAGCAACAGCAACAGCAACAGCAGUCAACCUUCUACCAAAACAUCCAAGACAAUCGACUUGACAGAGUCUUACUUGCGCGUCCCCGUGCAGACGCACCAACAAAUGCCAUGAAUAUACGAUCCUCAAACGACCGACAUAUCUUCUGAGUGGACGGAUCAACAGCUACCAACCAUGUGGCCGCGUGGGAGUUGCAAUCAUAUAGAACAAACCGGAGAGCCAUGACUUCGCCAGUGAGAUGUACUGCAUCGAUGAAGUCCGUCUCAACCAGCUAGCUGAGCUGUUUGCCAUCCGGGCCGGACUGAAGGCCGCAGUUAAGGUUGAGAUUGAGUGGGUUUCGGGGCACGAGAAGAGGGAGGAUCUAAACGAGUCGAUGGGUUGUCGAGGUCACUCACCAAAUCCGUGACACUGGGUUGGGCGAUAGGCUCGAUCAGUUGCCGGCAGUCUGUGUCGACUGCAGCUUUCUAGAGCAGUGACGACGAU